ACAAUUUUCCCGUUUCAGUUCCUCCGGAGAAAUCGUCCGGUGCGGAUCGGUUGCCAACUGAAAAACAUUCUUUCCUGGGUUUGGGAUUCUUUUACAUGUGAAUGGGUAGAAAAAGCGCGCGCGUGUUCUGGAAGACUCUAACGAAUUCAAACGGAUUUUCUUUUGGAGAAAACACCAAAAACAAAAAGUUGGCCUCCGAUGGAAUGAAAAAAAAACAACUUUUCUCCGGUUGAUUGAGUGACAAUGACGAAUCGGAAGGUGAAGAGGGAAUAAACAAACGGAAAAGCAACGUGGUGCGUAUUCAAACGUUCUUACGCGAGGAAAAACUGACGUGCGGUAGUAGUUUGGGGGAAAAACAGUGUUUUGUUGUGUACCUGAUUAUUGCCAUCGCAACCGAUCAUUAGAAGAAGCCAUCAUUAGCUAUGACGGAACGUUCACUGAUAAUGAAGCUGAUGAUGGUUAGAUCUUGAGAACUAGUAUGAAACUAGCUUGAAGAAAGUAAACACACUCCACGACAUAAUCGGACCGAAAACUUCCCCCGUUGCACGAUACUUUUAAUAAUACCUAGCAGCGAAAGUGGCCAUCAACGGCAAUUGCAGAAAUGCCUCAGCACUUGAACAAUGUGAACAGCCGUUUUGUCAUCAUUCCCCCUGGAGGGCUCCAUUAAUAAAGCUUAACUGGGCCCAGAGGGUUUCCGAAAAGCGUUUUUUUCCGCCCUAGAGAAGGUCCCCCGAAAAACCGCCACAAAUGUCCGUCAACUCGCUAGGGACCCACGACGAUAGUUUGGCGGUUCAGAAUCAGACCGAUUCCGACUUGUGGGAACUCCUCGCGUAUCUGCGUCACCAUCAGAGUGACCGACCCGGGGCGUGGACUCUCCCUUGGGAAUCGGAGACCAUAACGACGACAACGACGACGACGACGUCAACGCCGGAGCCACCCGGAAGUGUGGAAAGCGGAGGCGGAAGUGGCAGAGGAUAUCAUCCCCAGGGGCUGCAAACGAUGCGGCCGGGGGCGAAUUUACACGGCAAUGUCAACAUCAUGCUUGGCGGAGCUAUGCUAUCGGUGGUCAUAACCGUGGUCUGUUUCGUGUGCUAUUGCUGUCACCGGAACAUCAAAAAGCGAUCCAACUCAAUUUACCGGCAGCAAUGGUUGGAAAACGAAGCGAAUAUGGAAAUCUACAGCGUGGAACAGUACUACGACACACCGAUUUCGUCAAUGUCCACCAACAAUUACUCCACGGCACAGCACGGUGGCGGAGGCGGCCACAACGAGGGAGGAACCGGUUACUUUAUGGACAAUGUCACCGGUCACGAAUACCAAUCGCUUCCGGUGCACCCAAACCACCCCCAUCAUCAGCAGUUACUGAUGUCGGGCUCAUCGGGCGGUCAUCAUCAACAUCAUCAGUUUCACCAUCAUCAUCAUCAUCAGGGACCCCCACCAAGUUACGACACGGUACUGGCCCAAGACGAAAUGGCCGCCGCCCGGAGGAAAAGCUUCGACUUCGGAGGGACAAUGAACUUUGAUAGGAGCUCCAUGGAUGGGUCUUCCUCAGGGAGUGGGGCUAGUGGAACCGGAAAUGGUGGUCGCACGAAUCGUCACCUUUUGCAGCAGCCGCAGAAGGGUGUAUUUGUUGAUUUCGGGAACCGACGCAAGAGGGGGCGAGCGACUCCGGAUUUGGAGGUCAAUGACUUCAGCGGAGUUUUUGGAGUUGUUGUUCAUGAGAAUGGUCGGGAGGAGGCUUGCCAUUGUCACGUGAGCGAUAGUUUGCAAGUUUACUGCCGAAAUUGCGGUCAGUUUGUUGAUGGGGAAUUGGCACAAGGUCACACUACACGUGAAACAGAUUCAAGCAACGGAAAUUGGAGCAGGUGGACAGGGAAUCAUGUACCAGAUAGUAACGGAAACGUUCUCCAGCAGCUUGUACCUGCGUCAGAGACCGGAAGCUGCAUAGAAAAUUUACAACAACAAUCCGGAUUAACCGAAAUAUUGCAAGAUUUACAAUGCCAUUCAACUGCCAGAACCGGGCGUCCCUCACCAGCUUGCAUCAACAAUAACAACAAUGGACCACCGGCUGAUGCCCGAGUUUCGUUGAAUGGCAACGAGAAUGAAUCUGCCGCGGCCCAACAACCUGGAUCAAAUCGCGAGGACCCCCACCAGCACGUGGAGCAACAUAAUAAUAAUUGCAGUAAUCCCCGGCCACUACUGAACGGCUCCAUUCAGCAAAUGCAAACCGGAGCCAUCCAGCCAGUUUCAGCGACAGCAAACGACCUAUUAGAAGCCGCCUCUCAGGAACGGAAUGGCAAUAAUCCGACAACUACUACUGGAGCUGAUGAUGAUGAUGACAAUAAAUCAACGGUGGCGCCCGACAGUAAUAACAAUAACAACAACGACAGUAACAAUAAUGAUGACACCUUUCGAAAUUUGACCGAAACAUCCGGACUGGUGCGGUUGGAUUUGAGCCAGAUCAUCGAUCAAACGGGGCUGCCGACUUACGAGGCUGCCCUCCACUUGGAAUCGAGUGGUUACGUUUAGCAGUAACGAGGCGGCGGAAGUGUAAACCGGAAGUUGUAGCUACUUACAUUCGGCUGGAGCUGUGGGAAGUGAGUGAUUGCGCGGCAGCAAUCGGAUUGAAUAUGGGUUCUCAUUUUUUGCAUUUGUUGAUAGAUUAGAGUAGCUAAUGAACGAAAUUGAACAGGUGGCUAUAGGAAAAAAUGUCGAGGAAUUGUAGGAAUACCUAAAUACCACGAAGAA
Messenger RNA from Uranotaenia lowii, 2748 nucleotides. It is a transcript of the gene s-cup, whose product is annotated as homeobox protein 5. Bases 748 to 2529 code for a protein of 593 amino acids. Lineage: Eukaryota; Metazoa; Arthropoda; Insecta; Diptera; Culicidae. The record is from RefSeq and is a predicted model, not a curated record. The transcript has 4 exons.